UCUUUUUCAUACUCUUCCGAUCAGAACAGUACAUUAUUAUUUCCUAAUUUUUUUACUCCCAAAAAGAACCUAUUUUUUCAUUGAACAUCAGAUUAUUUGGCACAUUUUGCUGGUUUUGGAACAUUGUUAAGAGUAAUGCGUAUUUUAACUGUAUCAUUGGUUGUAGUCAUCUUGGCUCUGUUCGUUCUGGAAACAAAAKCAGACAAGAAAGCCAAGACUAAGAAACUUCAAAUCGGCAUUAAAAAGAGAAUAAAGGACUGCAAACAAAAGUCUGCAAAAGGAGAUUCUCUGCACAUGCAUUAUACGGGUAAAUUAGAAGAUGGGACAGAAUUUGACAGUAGUAUUCCUAGAGGAGAACCAUUUAUUUUUACUCUUGGUACUGGUCAGGUCAUUAAAGGAUGGGAUCAAGGACUUUUAAACAUGUGUGAAGGGGAAAAGAGGAAACUUGUUAUUCCUUCCGAUAUGGGGUAUGGUGACAGAGGUGCACCACCAAAAAUUCCAGGAGGUGCCACUCUUAUCUUUGAAGUUGAAUUACUCAAGAUUGUUAAACAGAAUAAAAGUGACUUGUAAUCUGAGCACAUAAUUUGAUUUCUGUGACAAGAUUCUUCUACUUUUUUCCAUUUUUGAUGAUCAUUUGUAGUGCUGAGUUUGUCAAUAAAACAGAAACACUUUCAA
Messenger RNA from Actinia tenebrosa (Australian red waratah sea anemone), 675 nucleotides. Its product is annotated as peptidyl-prolyl cis-trans isomerase FKBP2. Gene Ontology annotation, biological process: protein peptidyl-prolyl isomerization. Gene Ontology annotation, cellular component: endoplasmic reticulum. NCBI's taxonomy places the organism in Eukaryota, Metazoa, Cnidaria, Anthozoa, Actiniaria, Actiniidae. Gene Ontology annotation, molecular function: peptidyl-prolyl cis-trans isomerase activity. The record is from RefSeq and is a predicted model, not a curated record.